UAACUUGAUCUUGAUUCAUUAUUAUUGAACGUAGUUUCUAAAAGUAAUUUUAAUUAAAGAACGCAAUAUAGUUAUUGUUACACGCGUAAAAAAUCGUUCCAAUGUUUUCUAUGUAAGUAAUCACGUAUGUUGGGUUGCGCAAAAUCUGUUGAAAUCUGAUCUGUAGCGUCCUAACCUCAACAUGUUGCAUGGAUGCAAAAGGUUCUGUGCAAGUGGCUUGAAGCUACCUGCACAGAUUAUGUCUUCGAGAUACGCUGGUACAUUGUCCAAGGCAGAAGCCAGGAGACGAAGGAGCCAGCUUUUCGACGAGGAGAAGCGGAGGCAACGAUCACAAUUGGGUAGAAUUGAGAAGAUAGAAGUGAAAUAUAAGUCGGCAGAAGAAGAGAUUGUAAUGGCAAUGAAUCGAAACAUUUCUACACCGUACGACUGUGCCAGGCAUAUUUCUGAAAGCGUCGCCAAGAUAUCAGCUAUUGCGUUGGUAGAUAAUCAAGUUUGGGACAUGCAUAGGCCAUUUACGGGUGAUUGCGAAUUGCAACUGAUUACCAUGCAAAGCCCACGGAUACGCAUGGUUAAUUACGCCUUCUGGCGAACUUGCUCAUUGAUUCUGGGUGCUGUAGCGGAUUCUGCAUUCAAGGACAAUAUAAAUUUGCACUUGCACAGUUUUCCUAUUCCAAAUAUCACCUCAGGUAGUUUCACUUACGACGUAUUUAUUGAUCUGCCGGACUGGCGGCCAACUAAUUCUGAAUUAUGUGCCAUGUCUGCACUCUUUGUCAAAUUGAAAAAUCGCGAAUUAUUACUGGAAAGGUUGGAAGUGCCGUCUAGUAUUGCGUUGGAUAUGUUUCAGGAUAAUCCUUUCAAGUCCCAGCAGAUACCCAAUAUUGCCAAAAACAGUGACAACGAUAUAAUAACGUUGUAUCGUAUAGGAGACCAUGUGGAUAUCAGCAAAGGUCCUAUGAUAGGCAAUAGCGGCCUAGUGGGACGCGUUACUGUUUCGGCAAUACACAGACUCACAGACGGAUCCACGGAUGGUCUAUAUCGCUUUCAAGGCAUUGCUUUACCUAAAGGUAUUUUACUCAAUCAUUUCGCCUACGGUAUCCUGGAAAAACGUGCUAAGAAAUUGAACAUCACCAUGUGGCAGCCUCAUCGAGUAGAGGAGGAAGCAGUCAGCAUAACAGCAUCCAUGAAUUAAAGACAUUUCAUUAUUUAAGAAAGUUUUCUUGUAAAUAAAUAUAUACAUCUUUCGGU
Molecule: messenger RNA, 1245 nt
Organism: Trachymyrmex cornetzi
Lineage: Eukaryota; Metazoa; Arthropoda; Insecta; Hymenoptera; Formicidae
Gene: mRpL39
Product: mitochondrial ribosomal protein L39
Exons: 3
Coding region: 182-1189 (335 amino acids)
Biological process (GO): threonyl-tRNA aminoacylation
Cellular component (GO): mitochondrion
Molecular function (GO): threonine-tRNA ligase activity; nucleotide binding
Source: RefSeq, a predicted model, not a curated record